This is a messenger RNA of Ceraceosorus bombacis, 836 nucleotides long. The record is from the annotation of a GenBank genome assembly. Lineage: Eukaryota; Fungi; Basidiomycota; Exobasidiomycetes; Ceraceosorales; Ceraceosoraceae.
GGCCACCAUACAUAGAAUCACAAGUACAGUAUGUGAUGGCCAGUUCCAGCUGUGAGUGCUCACGUACCGUUAGCAGAUCAAUUGCUUCUCGUUCAGCUCUCGUGCCGUCCGUCGACGGGUGCAUGCACGAAUAGAAGCAUGCACCUGCAUCAAGGUCUUCCAGCGCUCCAACCGCAAUUCAGAGGCAAGGCAGCAGGCAGCAGGCAGUAGCAGAGGAGCGCAGCUGAACCCAAGAUUUCUGUCUCAUAUGCUCGUUUCCUGCGCAGAUGUAUACCAACGACCGCUGACCAUUCGCCGGUUCAACUAGGCUGACCUUCCCGUGCUCACACUUCUCACCACUUCGCCAGAGCCACUCGUGACUUUUUGAUCCUACGAGACCGGCGAAAGUAAAAGGCGACUUGACUGUUCUGCACCACCAUAGGGAGCCAAGCUGAAGCAGCGAAGUCAUUUCCUUGUCACGAAACCAGCGCCUCAGCGCCUCAGCACCUCGUUCGAAUCGAUCAGGAAAUCUGCCGAGCAGAGCACCAUGUGAGAUCAGACGUACGUCAACAGACGCUCGAGCGUGUCAAGGGCAAGGCUUUCGUGAUGAAAUCGUCCGGUACAUACUGUACACUGACAGAGCAGGCGACGUUGCAUAGCGUACAGCCACCCAUCGGCAAUACGACGACUAGUGUGUGUGCCUGCCAGACCACAAAAGAGGCUUCUUCGAGAGUCACAGUAAAAGGGGAUCGCCAGACACGAGGUCAGGUCGCGUGGAUCAUCGCGACUGCCUUUUCGAGUCAAGUGGCCUGCUAUGACGUCUUGCCCUCCUCCUCGCGCCAGAGAUGAUGAGAUGA